UGCUAUUCUUUCCUCAGCUCACGAAUGUAGUUUCCCCGUUGACUAGCGAUCCAACAGAUCCGAUGGAGGCCGCGAUUGCAUGGCUCGCGGGGACAAUCCUUGCAACUCUACUAAUCGACAAGCUGGUGGAGUGGAUUCGCCAGGUCGGGCUCGCCGACGACGUUGAAAAGCUCAAGUUUGAGAUCCAGAGAGUGAACAGGGUGGUCUCUGCCGUGAAUGGGAGGGCGGCCAGGAACCAGCCGCUGGCUGAUUCUCUCGCUCGUCUAGAGGAGCUGCUCUACGACGCCGACGAUUUGGUCGAUGAACUCCACUACUACACACUCCAACAGCAGGUCGAAGGAGUCACAGCGGACGACCCCGAAGUCGUACUCGUACCUGCAGCAGAGGAAGUAGAUGAUACAUCAAGGGGCAAUGCUGAUAUGCCGAGUAACCGUAGCGGCAAGAAACUGCGGUCCGAAUCAUGGAAUGAAUUUGAUGUCACAGAAAAAGAAAACGAAAAGCCUGUCAAAGCAAGGUGUAAGCACUGCCUGGUAGAGGUCAAGUGCGGAACCAAGAACGGGACAUCUGGUAUGCGGAACCAUCUGAAUGUUUGUAAGAAGCACCAGUCACAAAAUCUUUCAAGCACCGGUGAUGCUACUACUGCACAUGUGGCGCCUAUUGUAAUCGGUGAUUCAUCUAGCAGAAAAAGGAAGAGAACCGAUGAGGUGUCGGUCCAAAUCACUGCACCUAACACACACCGCCCUUCUGACAAGGCUGAAUUAUCCAGUAGGAUACAAAAAAUUACUAGUCAGCUACAAGACAUCCGAGGGGCAGUGAGUGAGGUUCUGAAUUUACUACAUGGAUCAGACUUUGCAUCAAGUUCAAAUCACCCUGCAGAUGACCACCUAGGAACAUCAAGUCUUGUAUCAAUGAUAGUGUAUGGGAGAGUAUCAGAAAAGAACUCCAUCAUGAAGUUAAUGAUGGCAGGAGACCGAUCUGACAGUGUAACUGUUCUGCCUAUCGUAGGGAUUGCAGGUGUUGGAAAGACAACUCUAGCUCAACUUGUAUACAAUGAUCCAAAGGUUGAAGAUCAUUUUGACCUCAGGAUAUGGGUUUGGGUGUCUCGCAACUUUGACAAAGUGGGGCUCACCAGGAAGAUGUUAGACUCUGUUCAGUCGGAAAGGAUAUUAGACUCUGUUCCUCAAGAAAGGCAUGAAGGACUAAACUGCUUUGCAAAGCUUCAGGAGAUCUUGAAAAGUCAUGUCACAUCAAAGAGGGUUUUACUUAUUUUAGAUGAUGUCUGGGAUGACAUGAACAUUGGCCGAUGGAACCAACUGUUGGCUCCUUUUAAGUCCAACGGUUCAAAGGGCAAUAUGAUUCUUGUGACAACUAGAAAACCAUCUGUUGCGAAAGUGAUUGGAACAGCUGAGCCAAUUAAGUUAGGUGCUUUGGAAAAUGAUGAUUUCUGUUUAUUGUUCAAAUCAUGUGCAUUUGGUGAUGCGGACUAUAAAGCUCCUGGAAAUCUAAGCACUAUCGGACGGCAAAUAGCAGAGAAGUUAAAAGGCAACCCGUUAGGAGCAGUAACUGCAGGGAAACUAUUAAGAGAUUCUCUUACUGUUGAUCAUUGGAGUAAGAUUCUCAAGAAUGAAAACUGGAAAUCGCUGGGACUCAGUGAAGGCAUCAUGCCUGCUUUGAAGCUUAGCUAUGAUGAGCUGCCAUACCAUUUACAGCGAUGCUUAUCAUACUGUUCUAUAUUCCCUAACAAAUUUCAGUUUCUUGGUAAGGAGUUGGUCUAUAUUUGGAUUUCUCAGGGGUUUGUGAAUUGCACCGGUUCAAGUAAGAGAUUGGAGGAGCAAGGAUGGGAAUAUCUGAUUGAUUUGACGAACAUGGGCUUCUUUCAGCAGGUUGGAAGAGAAGAGUCAUUUUCUUUCGAUCAGUCAAAUUGUGAAACAUGCUAUGUUAUAUGUGGUCUUAUGUAUGAUUUUGUGAGGGCGAUCUCAAAAACCGAGUGUGCAACUAUAGAUGGUUUGCCAUGCAAUGAGAUGCUGUCAACUGUGCGCCAUCUGUCAAUAGUAACUGAUUCUGCAUACAUCAAAGAUCAGCAUGGGAAGAUUCAUCGUAAUGAGAAGUUUGAAGAAAAUCUGAAAAAUAAAGUUACAUCAGUUAGUAAUUUGAGGACAUUGGUGUUACUUGGGCACUAUGACUCUUCCUUCUUUCAGGUGUUCCAAGAUAUAUUCCAAAAGGGACAGAAUUUACGCCUGCUGCAAAUUUCUGCAACUGACGCAGAUUUUAAUUCCUUCCAGCGAGGUUUGGUGACUCCCAUGCAUCUUCGUUAUCUAAAACGUGUGUCUGAUGGGUUUGAUGGGGCUUUGCCACAAGUUCUGAUCAAGUGUCUCCAUCUUCAAGUAUUAUAUAUUUCCUCAGACACCAUAUGUACGGUACCUAGUGGCAUGCAUAAUCUUCCGAGCUUGCGGCAUCUUGUUGCAGAAAAGGGAGUAGACUUUUCACCUGUUUGCAUUGCUAGCAUGACAUCGCUUCAAGAGCUACAUGAGUUUAAGGUUCAAUUUUGUUCUAGCGGCCCUGAGAUAGCACAACUCCAAUCCAUGAACAAGCUUGUACAACUUGGGUUGUCUGGACUUAAUUAUGUCAAAAGUCGGGAGGAGGCUUAUUCGGCAGGACUGAGAAACAAACAACACUUAGAAAAGCUGCACUUGUCCUGGGAGUUCUUUGGAAUGGAUGACGGUGGCCCAAGUUCUGAGCCUUCUAUGGAUACAGCAAGAGAGGUGCUUGAGGGUUUUGAACCUCAUAUGGACUUGAAGCAUCUACAGAUAUCUGGGUAUGGUAGUACUAUGUCACCAACUUGGCUUGCCUGCAGUAUCUCACUUACCUCCUUGCAGACACUUCAUCUAGAUAGUUGUGGACAAUGGCAAAUACUUCCGUCUAUGGAAUGGUUUCCACUUCUGACAAAGCUGAACUUGAGCAACCUGCCGAAAGUAAUAGAAGUAUCGGUUCCUUCAUUGGAGGAGCUAGUUUUAGUUAAAAUGCCAAAUUUAGCGAGAUGUUCAUGCACUUCCGUUGGGGGUCUCAGCUCUAGCUUAAAGGCACUGCAAAUUGAACAUUGUCAAGCACUGAAGGCGUUUGAUCUGUUUCAGAACAAUGAUAAAUUUGAAAUCAAGCAGUGGUCAUGGUUGCCUGCUGUUAGGAAAUUAAUUCUGCGUGGUUGCCCUCAAUUGGAAGUGUUGAACCCUCUUCCACCUUCAACCACCUUUUCUGAGUUACUCAUCAGCGGAGUUUCAACACUUCCGAGCAUGGAGGGAUCUUACGAAAAGUUACAUAUUGGACCUCCUGAUUUCAAUCCAUCUUCUGAGUCGAUAAAGGCUGCAGAGGUUUUGGCAUUCCAUAAUCUCACGAGCCUCAAAUUUCUGAGCAUAGGUGACAAGGAGAAUCAAAUGUCUAUUUUGUUCAAAGAUUUAAGACAUCUCGUCUCUUUAAAGAGUUUGCGAAUUCAAGAAUGCGAUAUUGUUUUCUCUUCAUGUGUUAUGCCAGAGCAUACCCGUGAAGAUGUGCCAGCUGCAAAUUGCAAUGUCUUCCCGUCUCUUCAGAGUCUCACUGUUGAAUCAUGUGGAAUAACGGGGAAGGUGCUAUCUCUGAUGCUGCAACAUUCACCAGAUCUAAAGAAAUUGGAUUUGUCUGAUUGCUCAGCUAUAACACUCUUAUCGAUAGAAGAGGAAGGAAACAGUCUAUCGAAUCUUACCUCAUACAGGGAGCCACAAGACGAGCUAUUUCUGCACAUUCCAAGUAAUCUCACAUUCACUCUCAAGGAGAUAACUAUUGCGGGCUGCCCUUGUCUAAGACUUAACGGGAGCAACAAAGGCUUCUCUGGAUUUACCUCCCUUGAGAAGCUAGAUAUCUGGGGAUGCCCCGAGCUGCUCUCGUCUUUGGUGCGUAGAGACGGAAUUGAUGACCAGGCGAACGGAAGAUGGCUCCUCCCAGAAUCACUUGGAGAACUUUAUAUCGGUGACUAUCCCGAAAAAACACUGCAACCCUGCUUUCCAAGUAAUCUCACCAGCCUUAAGAAGUUGGUACUGUGGAACGCAGAUUUGAAAUCUCUACAGCUACACUCAUGCACGGCAAUGGAAGAGUUGGAAAUUGAAAACUGUGAGUCGCUCAGUGAAGUAGAGGGCUUGCAGUCCCUUAGCAGCCUCCGAGAUUUGACAGUACUUAACUGCCCUUGCUUGCGUGAAUCACUUGGAGAACUUGAUAUCGGUGACUAUCCCGAAAAGACACUGCAACCCUGCUUUCCAGGUAGUCUCACCAGCCUUAAGAAGUUGGUACUGAGCAGAGCAGAUUUGCGAUGUCUACAGCUGCACUCAUGCACGGCACUGGAAGAGUUGGAAAUUAACUACUGUGAUUCGCUCAGUGAAGUAGAGGGCUUGCAGUCCCUUGGCAGCCUUAAGAAGUUGGUACUGAGUAGAGCAGAUUUGCGAUGUCUACAGCUGCACUCAUGCACGGCACUGGAAGAGUUGAAAAUAGAAUACUGUAAUUCGCUCAGCAUAGUAGAGGGCAUGCAGUCCCUUGGCUGCCUUAAGAAGUUGGUACUGAGUAGAGCAGAUUUGCAAUCUAUACAGCUGCACUCAUGCACGGCACUGGAAGAGUUGAAAAUAGAAUACUGUAAUUCGCUCAGCAUAGUAGAGGGCAUGCAGUCCCUUGGCUGCCUUAAGAAGUUGGUACUGAGUAGAGCAGAUUUGCAAUCUAUACAGCUGCACUCAUGCACGGCACUGGAAGAGUUGGAAAUUAGAUACUGUAAUUCGCUCAGCAUAGUAGAGGGCCUGCAGUCCCUUGGCAGCCUCCGAGAUUUGACAGUACGUAACUGCCCUUGCUUGCCUUCGUAUUUGGAGAGCUUUUCAAGGCAGUGCAAUGAGCUGCUCCCUCGACUGGGAACGCUUGUGAUCGGUGACCCAGCUGUCCUCACCACGUCAUUCUGCAAGCGCCUCACCUCCCUGCACAGCCUACAACUUAGGCUUUGGCGGACGGGAGUGACGAGACUAACGGAGGAGCAAGAGAGAGCGCUUGUGCUCCUCAAGUCCCUGCAAGAGCUCACCUUUUACGGCUGUUAUCGUCUCAUGCAUCUUCCCGCGGGGCUGCACACCCUUCCUUCCCUCAAGAGGUUGAAGAUCGAAUAUUGUUCUAGGAUCUUAAGGCUGCCGGAAACAGGCCUCCCUGAUUCGCUGGAAGAACUGGAAAUCAUAUCGUGCAGCGACGAGCUAGAUGAGGAAUGCAUGUUGCUAGCGACGCCGAUGAGCAAGCUAAAGGUCAAAAUCAUUCCACGAUGCUAAUUUUUCUUGUUGUAGUGCUUGAACUGCCGACGGGAGUAGUCAAUCUUUCUUCUGCGCUCGAGUUUUUCUGUAGUCAUCGUUCCACCUUUUCUUUGAGCUUGCUAGCCCGUGCAGCUUGUAUCUGAACAAAAUUCUCAUCAACUAUAAAAGACCUAGUACUUGGUGAACA
This is a messenger RNA of Brachypodium distachyon (stiff brome), 5484 nucleotides long. RefSeq names its product putative disease resistance protein At3g14460. The transcript has 3 exons. The record is from RefSeq and is a predicted model, not a curated record. Gene Ontology annotation, molecular function: DNA binding; ADP binding. Lineage: Eukaryota; Viridiplantae; Streptophyta; Magnoliopsida; Poales; Poaceae. Gene Ontology annotation, biological process: defense response to other organism. The coding region runs from base 63 to 5315 and encodes 1750 amino acids.